Messenger RNA from Fusarium tjaetaba, 3438 nucleotides. RefSeq names its product chromate transport. The transcript has 5 exons. NCBI's taxonomy places the organism in Eukaryota, Fungi, Ascomycota, Sordariomycetes, Hypocreales, Nectriaceae. Gene Ontology annotation, biological process: chromate transport. The record is from RefSeq and is a predicted model, not a curated record. The coding region runs from base 1 to 3438 and encodes 1145 amino acids. Gene Ontology annotation, molecular function: chromate transmembrane transporter activity.
AUGCCACCAUUCCAAUAUCCUCCAUUACUCCCCUUGGAGCUGCGGCUUCUGGUCCUGCACUCCGGUUUGUCACAAGAUCCCCUCACUGGGACCCUCUUACAGAGGAGAUUGUCGCCCGAAGACGAGGAUGUCCCAGAUUACGAAGCCCUAUCUUACUUCUGGGGCGAUCAGUCUCAUCCUCAACCCAUCAAACUCAAGACAAAAUGGCGAAAACCUAAAGAACACGCACAUCCAGCGCCAGAGCCGGACGGCUCCAGCUACCGGAAGUUCAUCCUUUCAGCCUUUGGUAUUCUUCACUCUGGGUAUCUUGAUAUUGGACCUAAUCUGGCCUCCGCUUUGCGGGCACUACGAUACCCCGACCGUAAGCGGCUACUGUGGUGCGACUCCAUCUGCAUCAAUCAAAAGGACGUCGCAGAGCGCUCUGCUCAGGUUCAGCGCAUGGCAGAUGUAUAUCAAUCUGCCCGAAGAGUCAUUGUAUGGCUAGGUCCUGCAGCGCCCUGGAGCUCUACAGCCAUAGAGACUCUACGUUGGGUGAGAAGCCAACUCUCGCCUUUAGCCAUAGAUCUUACCUCGUAUAGAGAAAUCUUUGCCCCAACAAAGAACGCAAGCCGGCAGGAGAUCGAUUACGGUGAGCAUCUUCCGCUUACCCAGGACCAGUGGCUUGCAUUCGAGCAGCUGCUGGACUUGAACUGGUUCCGGCGGCUUUGGACUCAUCAGGAAAUAGCCUUGGCAAAUCAAGAGACAUCGAUUGUGAGGUUGGGCAACGAUGAGAUACUGUGGACCAGGUUUAUUGAAGCGGCCAUGUUCAUAUGUUUCAACAAAGGAUCAGUAUCACAACCGUGCUUUGUUGAUCUGGCCAGGCAUAGAGCAAAUAUCAAGGUUUUUUGUGCCAACGCUUCGAGUUGUAGGUUUGCUCAGCAGUUGGGAAGGGACUGCAAUGACUGGGUUUCUCUAUUAUUUUUGACGAGGUUAUAUGAAUGCUCUGAUAUUCGGGAUAAACUCUAUGCGCUUCGAGGGUUUCUCGAGCCUGAGACUGCCCAAUCGAUCCGUGUAGACUACACAAAGUCUGCCAGGCAAAUCAUGGCUUCAGCUUCUAUCACUUACAUGAAGCAGAGACGAAAUCUCCAGUUCCUGGAGCUCUGUAACUCGAUGAUAUCUCCCAGCUGGGCGGUGGACCUACAGAAGCCGCUGUGCCUCAUGCAGCUCUUGAGCAACGCAGGUGCAAGAUCCGCCGCAUCAGCGAGAUAUAUAAAGCCUGGAGUGUUGGAGGUUGCGGGCGUUUCUUGUGAUGGAAUCUGCAACAGUGUAAUGGAUAUGCCCCCGAGAGCAAAGUUUGAAGCAGUAGAGGACUAUGUCGCCAAUGUCCUCAAGGUGUUUCGAGAUAUCACAGGGAAUGAGGAUUUUCAUCAAGACGAUAAAUGCCUCGACGAGUUGAUAAACCUGAUGACGUUUGGUAAGCUCUGGGAGCACAGUACAGCAAGAACUGAAGGUCCUCCCUCUUGGAGCAGAAUAUCUCUGGAGAUUGGACGGUGGAUGAUACGUCAGUGGAUUACAGGCCGCGCCAUCGCGGACGAUUAUCACAACAUUCCAUAUGGUCAUAACAAUGAGACGGUAACCGCUUGCACAAGGACGCGCCGUGGGACCCUCGCGUGCGUCCCUCCAAGCAGCUGCGACGGAGACAUAAUAGUAACUCUUCUCGGCCUGUCCAGCAACUUGGUUCUCCGUCCUCAGCCUGAAGAUGGUUUCUACAAGGUCGUUGGACCAUGCUAUCACCCGGGGUUUUCUGACGGCCAAGCCUUACUAGGGGAUGACUUCCGCGGCUGGGAGAAAUUGUGGUCUGUCGACACACAGUAUUAUGCGUUUUGGAGAGAGGGCGAGCCUCUCCGUUUCUCAGAUCCACGACUUGAAGGGGUUCCAUUGCCCAUUGGGUAUAAGGAGUUUGCAGCUGAGAUGGGUGGGGAAUCCGUUCCUUUUUGGAACCUCAAGAUGGUUGUCGGCGGCUGGGAAAACGCGGUGCGUAGAGCCGCAGAUCGCGGGCUGCAGACACUCAAGGUCAAUUGGCAUCUCGGCUUCACUGCAUUCGGCGGACCGCCCGUGCACUUCAAGAUCUUUCACGACAAGUUUGUUACGAAAUUGCAAUGGAUCGAUGAGCAGAUUUUCCAGGAGCUCUUCAGCGUCUCACAGGCGCUCUCUGGCCCUGCCAGUACGAAAAUGCUUUACUGUAUCAAUUUGAUCCAUGGUGGACUGUUCGAAGCUAUUCUGGCAUUUUUCAUUUGGAGUUUACCCGGUUUUCUAGGCAUGUUUGGACUUUCCUUUGGUGUAUCCAACAUCGGAGAUACCCUACCUCGCGCGGUAUACGCCCUUCUUUCGGGUUUAAAUGCAGCGACUGUUGGUAUCAUCGCCCUAGCAGCCGUCGAACUCUCCGACAAGGCUAUCACAGAUCAGGCUACGAGGCUUGUUCUCUCAAUCACUGCCAUGGCUGGAAUACUGUACAACGCCCUCUGGUAUUUCCCGGUUCUCAUUGUUGCGGGUGGAUGCUGUACUAUUGUGUAUGAUUUCCGCUGGCUGCAUCGUCCGGUCCGCGCUGUGAAGAAUGGUCUUCUAAGGAUGAGGAGGGGAAGAGUUACGGAGAGUGAGAAUAUUCAAGGCGCUGAAAAUGGAACGGACGGCAAUGCCAAUGACUCGAGAGUUGCCCUUGCUGAGGCAGCUGAGUCUGCCCCCCGAGAGGAUGAACCACGUGUCGUUCCGCAGGAAUAUCGCCUCAACUUCUCAUGGAAGUCCGGAACAGCCAUCAUCGCCGUCUUCCUCCUCUCAUUCAUCGUCGUUCUCGUCCUACGCGGAACGCUCCCGACUACUCCUCUGCUCUACAAACUUUUCGCCAACCUCUAUCUAGCUGGAACGAUCAUCUUUGGCGGGGGUCCCGUGGUAAUUCCUCUUCUUCGAGAGUACGUCGUUGCCGAGGGAUGGGUUUCACCGCGUGAUUUCCUGAUCGGUCUCGCUAUUGUGCAGGCGUUCCCAGGGCCAAACUUUAACUUUGCUGUGUUCCUUGGUGGUCUUACAGCUGCGAACAAUGGAUAUCCUGCUAUUGCAGGAGCGCUAAUUGCUUACCUCGGUAUCUUUGUCCCAGGCAUGGUUCUCGUCCAUGGAACAAUGGGUGUAUGGGGAGUUCUGAGGAGUCGUCGCUGGGUCAAGUCUGCUGUGCGAGGAAUUAAUGCUGGUGCUGUUGGAUUGAUCUACACGGCUGUCUAUAGGAUUUGGCAGGUUGGAUAUAUAGAUCAGGGCUUCCAGUCUGGAAAGAGUUUGGCUGAUGAUCCUUGGUGGGUUGUUGUCACUGCAACGGCUUUUGUGGGAGGACGUUAUUUUGGUGUCGCACCGCCGUUGGCGAUUCUGCUUGGUGCUUCGUUGGGGCUGCUGAGGUAUGGCAUUGUUGAAGCAUGA